AGCUUAAUCAACAAUACAACCAUGGAGCAAAUUAAUAUUUUGGUCAGCAAGGGCCUAAUGAACAUAUUAGAAGUUGAGAAUGAAGAAUACCAAUUAGUUAAGAAUGGUUUCUUAAAGGGUAUGGGAUUCAUGGGGAAUGUUACUAAUGUGAUGGCUAUACAUAAGAACAAUGUUGCAUCUAGCUUGACAAGGCAAGCACGUUUGGACUCCUUUAUGAUUUUCUCGAAGGCGGUAGCAACCAAGUGUGCUGGGGAUCCUAAUGUGAGGUAUGCUUGGUAUGGUAGCUCUCUGGAUGACCUCAAACAGAUUGUAUCUCUUGGAUUCCAUAAUGAUCAUUAUCAUAAUCAGUCUCAUAGUGUUGGGAUUUCCCUAUUUUCUGCCAAAUAUUCCAUUGACAGUGCAAUGUGCACAAUGGAAGAUGAAAAUGGUUUGAGACACGUGAUGCUGUGUAGAGUGAUAGUAGGGAAGGUGGAAGCUGUUCCUGAUGGUUCAAAUCAGAGCCACCCUAGUUCAAUCCAUUAUGACACUGGUGUUGAUGAUAUUUCAGCACCUACAAGACAUAUCAUAUGGCCUGCUUUCAUUAAUUCACACAUUCAUCCUGAUUAUAUUGUUAGUUUCAAGUAUACUUAUAUGAAAGAUCCACAGCUAUACAGGGGACGAAAUCCUCAAUCAAAAUAUGUGUUGUUUCCUAAUUUGAUGGCAAGAGUCUCAAACCAUUUGAAGCCUUUGCAGAUGUCUUAUUUACUGGGAAGUUAUCGUCUUUACCAAGAACGUAAGAUUUCAAGAGAACUAUGGGUCAAGGAUGUGAGAUCCAUAAUUGGAGACCCACUGCUGCGUGAAGUGAUUUCAGAAAGCAGUGGCAAUUUGCAACUUCUUUAGUCUAUUUUGCGGUGUUUGCUGUCGGCAGAAAUGUUAUGUUUUAUGCAAACAUAUUCUCUUUAAUUGGUUGAAGAACAAGAAUACAAGGGAAAAACAAAAUUUUACCUACUUGUAAACAUUGAUCUUAAUACAUACGAAGGGUUCAUUGUAUUAAGCAAUAGAAAACAAGGAAAAAAAAGAUUCAUUGUAUUCUCUCUUUUCAUACAAGCACAGAGA
Molecule: messenger RNA, 1095 nt
Organism: Arachis ipaensis
Lineage: Eukaryota; Viridiplantae; Streptophyta; Magnoliopsida; Fabales; Fabaceae
Product: putative inactive poly [ADP-ribose] polymerase SRO2
Molecular function (GO): NAD+ poly-ADP-ribosyltransferase activity
Source: RefSeq, a predicted model, not a curated record